Messenger RNA from Penicillium chermesinum, 1260 nucleotides. RefSeq names its product protein-arginine N5-methyltransferase (gene rmt2). Gene Ontology annotation, biological process: peptidyl-arginine methylation. The transcript has a single exon. Gene Ontology annotation, cellular component: cytoplasm; nucleus. Gene Ontology annotation, molecular function: protein arginine N5-methyltransferase activity. Bases 1 to 1260 code for a protein of 419 amino acids. The record is from RefSeq and is a predicted model, not a curated record. Lineage: Eukaryota; Fungi; Ascomycota; Eurotiomycetes; Eurotiales; Aspergillaceae.
AUGGCCGAAGACCCCCAGAUCGAGAUCACCCAAAUCGACGUCGACGUCGACGUCCAAGAGAUCCUCCUCGCAGCCUCUCAGCAUGACAACGCCAAACUCCGCCAACUAAUCCGCACCCAGUCAGCCCUGCCGGACGCGGCGAACGUCAAAGACCCGGAAACCGGGUACACGCCCCUCCACGCCGCAAUCAGCGCCUGCGAACCCGACACAGAUGAGCAGGCGAACGGCGCAGCAAAUGGCGACAGCAAGCCGGCCAUUGACGCAGAGCUGCUGCAGUCCGGCGUCAACACCGUCAAGUUUCUGCUGCAGGAGGGCGCGAUCUGGAACGACCUUGAUAACAACAAUGAGACACCCGGCUGUCUGGCGCGGCGCAUUGGGGCGCAGGAGCUGUACGAGUUGAUUGUCGAUGCCGGUGUGCGGGCAGAGAUGCUGCUCAACCGACUAGAUGCUUAUGAACCCCUUUCAGACUCAGAGGGGGAGGGGGAAGCAGAGACAGAGGGCCAGAAGGCCGAAGCAGAAGGCGAGACAGAUGCUGCGCCGGAGCUUGUGGAUGCUACUGAGCAAGCGGCCGGAACAACCUCCGAGACCCUUGCUAACCCGGACGUGUCUCAAUCGGGUUACCUGCAGUCCAGCCUUAAUAUCACACAAGACCGUAUCCUGGACGAUGAUCAGAAUGGUGUGAUGAUGGGCUGGGAGCGCGAAAUCAUGCGAAGAUCCGCGGAGAAGCUUCUCCCUCGAGAAGGGCUGAAGGUGCUCAAUGUUGGACAUGGCAUGGGCAUUGUGGAUGGGUUUCUGCAGGAGCACAGGCCGGCGGUACAUCACAUUGUUGAGGCACACGCGGACGUUGUCGCGGAGAUGAAGCGCAACGGAUGGGACAGUAAGCCUGGUGUUGUGAUCCAUGAGGGCAGGUGGCAGGAUAUUUUGCCUGGUCUGGUGAGUGAGGGUCUGCAGUUUGAUGCCAUUUACUACGAUACGUUUGCAGAGUCAUAUAAGGACUUUAAAGAGUUCUUUGAGGAGCAGGUCAUCGGGCUACUGGAGCAGGAGGGGAAAUGGGGAUUUUUCAAUGGCAUGGGUGCCGAUAGGCAGAUUUCCUACGAUGUUUACCAGAAGGUUGCGGAGAUGGACCUAUUUGAAGCUGGAUUCGAUGUGGACUGGGAAGAUAUCCCUGUUCCUAAGCUGGAAGGCGAAUGGAAAGGCGUACGAAGGGCAUAUUGGGUUGUGGACAACUACCGCCUGCCGCUGUGCCGCUUCAUGGAUUAA